CGUAGUCGAUGCAGUAAUGGGUUCGCGAAUUGGCAGAAUUGAAUUUUAAUAUUUAAUUGAACCGUACCUGUAGUACAAUCAGUUAUUAUUUACACUCGAUUACGGCUGGUCGCGUCGUGGAGAGCUGUUCUAGGGUUCGCGGCAUCCCAGACGGAGAUGAUAGGUGCUAGUUUGAUGCAGUUUGUGUUCUAGUUGAGUGAGGUACAAAGUUGAGGGUCGCCGUUGUACUACACAGAGCAAUUAGAUAGCUCCGUACGUUCCGAUCGGCGGCUAAUGCACACGAUGGAACUCAGGCUCAGAAAAAAGCGGAUUUUUCCAAUGCUGCUACUGCUGCUGCUGGUGGGGGUGCUUUCGCUGGACUACGUGAGCGCACAAAACCGGAUCAAUCGGCAGAGAGGAAACAUUCUGAAAAAUUUAACCAGGACGCACGAGUACGACAAUCACAUCGUCACGAGCCAGUUGGAUGCGUCCACACCUAUACGGAUGUUCUACAGAGGCUUUCGAGAGGUAUACAAUCGAUUGCUGGGGCCUACCGGUGGACGGUUGCAAGGAGCGUUCCUCCAGCCGCACGUCAUGCCGAAUGUUCCUUUUCCGUGCGAUACCAGAGGAAUGCGGAGCAGUAAAGUGCCAACCAGCGUUCAUCAGCUGCGACCCGGUGACAUCGACAUCAUCUCCGCUGUGGGUGAUUCCCUAACGAGUGCAACUGCCGCCAAUUCCAUUGCCCUGUGGGAGCUGCUAAUUGAGAACCGUGGCCUCGCAUGGUGCAUUGGAGGGCAGGGCACCUGGAGGACGCACCUCACAUUGCCGAACAUUAUCAAAGAGUUCAAUCCGAAACUAUUCGGAUAUUCUCUAUUCGACUCGUACAAUGUUCAUCACACUGCUCAGUUCAAUGUAGCCGAGAACAUUGCGACAACGACGGACAUGCCGUACAAUGCGGCAAAACUGGUGGAUCGUAUGAAACUUGAUCCAAGAGUCAAGUGGGAAAAGCACUGGAAGCUGCUAACAUUCAUGAUCGGAGGUAACGACUUUUGCUCGGAUGUUUGCUACCAGACUAAUGCCACCGAGUGGAUCAACGAGGUACAGGAGAAGUAUCUCAUUAAAACACUGCUCUAUUUGAAGCACAAUAUGCCAAGAACCAUCGUGAAUCUCGUUCCAACUCCACUCAUCAGCCUGUCAUUCUCAAUGGAUAAGGCGCCUCAUCUUCCGUUUUCCUGCUACCUCUCCCGACCCAUCGAAUGUUCCUGCCUAUUCGGACCAAGAUAUUCCCACCGGCGAAACCUGUACCACCAAUUGGAACGAAACUUCGCGAAAAUCAUGGAACGGGUCAGCUAUUUACCGGACUUUCACAGCGAUGAUUUCACCGUGGUGUAUCAACCAUUUUUCAAGGAAGCCAGUGUUUUCUAUCAGCGGGACGGCAAAGCGGAUAUGUCCAUCAUGUCUGUGGACUGUGUCCACCUGAGUCAAAAGGGACAUGCUGUGUCGGCGAACGGGUUGUGGAACAAUAUGUUGGAACCGACGGGAAGCAAGACUGUUGGGUUUAGGAAGCUUUUUGAGGAUUUCAAGUGUCCGACGGUAGCGAAUCCUUACAUUAGAACGUAUUUCAACAGUUGAUGGUCUGUGAUAUUUUAGGUUUUAAGUGAGAUUUUGUUAUUGUUUUAUAUUUUUGGUAACAAAUUUUUGUUUAUUUCAACAAGUGAUUCAGUAUGAGAAAAGCAGAUGAAACUAUGAAUAAAUUAACUCGAGAGUUGA
Molecule: messenger RNA, 1749 nt
Organism: Aedes albopictus (Asian tiger mosquito)
Lineage: Eukaryota; Metazoa; Arthropoda; Insecta; Diptera; Culicidae
Product: phospholipase B1, membrane-associated
Exons: 5
Coding region: 274-1611 (445 amino acids)
Biological process (GO): phospholipid metabolic process
Molecular function (GO): glycerophospholipase activity
Source: RefSeq, a predicted model, not a curated record